AUGGAAAGACUUCUCUACGUGAAAAGAGCCUAUGACAAUCCACGUACUCUCCCGUCCAGAAGAGGUAUGGCAAAUGCUGCAGCAGUAGGAAAUAAUGAUCAAUUAGAGAGUCGGAUUGAUAAGCUCGAGAAGGCACUUUUGUCAGCAAUUGAGAAGAGUAAACCACAAGUUCCUCCAGUCAAUGCCACCACGGUAACUGCCCAAGAGGAUCACUAUCCAAAUACGACUGGGCUUUGGAAUUCAAAUAGGAACUGGAAUUCUGAAAAGCAGGAGGACACGCCUUGGAGAGAACACCUGGACUUUAGAUGGGGAGAGAGAAACUCUAACCAGCCCAACCCACCUCAGAAUGCAUACGAUGGACCCCCAGCCCAAGAUUCACAGCCGAACUGGUCAGGAAGAAACCAGCAUAAUCCGCACCCACCAAAUCCAUAUCAAAAUACCACCUAUGUGCCACAAUAUCAGAUGGGAAACAAGAAUUACCAAUCCCACUCACCCCAACAUUGCCAAAAUCACCCAUGUCCUAACCCUAACCAGCAUCACCACCCCAACCAGUUCAGUCAGUACCCUUCACACCAAAAUCAGCCAAACUACCCUUACAAUCAAAACCAUCCCAUCUACCAGUCACAUCCCAACGGCCAGUAUAACUCCCAUCACCAGCAAAAUCCCUACCUACACCACCUGAAUCCCAAUCACAGUCAACCCCACAACUCUAACCAAUUCGGCCAGUACCCUUCUCAUCAAAAUCAGCCAAACUAUACCUACCACCCAUACCCUAACACCCAGUAUAAUCCCCACCAUCAACAAAAUCCAAACCAUUUCCUACACCAAAACAAGUCAGGAAGAUCUGUGGAAGAGAUGAAGGGAGAGAUGCUUGUUUACAGCCGGAUCAAUUCAACCCAAGGGGGAGGAAUGAUUGAAAAUAUAGCUUGUGUAAUGUGUUUAUGA
Salvia splendens (bonfire salvia) is the source of this 945-nucleotide messenger RNA. Its product is annotated as sporozoite surface protein 2-like. The transcript has a single exon. NCBI's taxonomy places the organism in Eukaryota, Viridiplantae, Streptophyta, Magnoliopsida, Lamiales, Lamiaceae. The record is from RefSeq and is a predicted model, not a curated record. Bases 1 to 945 code for a protein of 314 amino acids.